AUUAUAUCGUGCAUACGUCUGCUCUUCUGAAGGCUGCACGAAACACUGCCGAAAGCUGCACAUCUUUGAGACACUGAGUCAGUCAAUUCGAGACUCCGACGACGACAAGUUUGCACGUCAAAAUUGCACUCGGUACCAGUCAAACACUCGUGCAUCGUCGUGCCUGUCUGAGAUUGUUCGAACGGAUCUCUCUCCUUGGAACACCACCGUCUUCUUGUAAGUCUUGACGCCCCGCCGUGCAGUGUCGUCAUCAUGAGUAAAGUCGUCUUUGUGGGAAAUGUGCCAUACAAUAUGGGCGAAGACUCGCUCAUCGACGUAUUCAAAAGUGUCGGUCAAGUUGUUGGCUUGAGGCUAGUGUUUGAUAGAGAGACCGGCAAGCCUAAGGGUUACGGUUUCUGCGAGUUUGCAGACCACGAAACCGCGCUUUCCGCUGUGCGCAACCUCAAUGGCCAGGAAAUAGGAGGCCGCCCACUCAGGAUCGACCUCGCGGACUCUGAUCCCUUCCUUGAAGGCAAAACCACGGUGCGUGGCGAAAUCAUCGACGGCGGCGAGACGCGUGCACAGUGGCGUGAGCGCCACGGCCACGAGCGCGACCGUCACGACCGUCAUGACAGAGAUGAUUCUCGCCACGGUCGUGGGCCGGACCCGAACGCGUUCCUAGCAAGCCUUCCCAAAGGUGUUCCCCUUACACCCAAUCAGAAUGCGCUAGAUGCGAUAAGCCAGGUGCUGGCAAGUACUGAACCAACUCAGAUCUUGGAGGUGCUCGCGCAAAUGAAGGCGUUUGUAAUCACCCAUCCAGAGCAGGCGCGUGCACUUCUUGUUGCACACCCGCAACUGGGGUACGCCCUCUUCCAAGCCCUUCUGUUGCACAAAAUCGUGGAUCCUGCCAUCCUCAAUCGUAUGCUGGCUGCCACAGGUGCUGCUCCGCCUACGCCUGUGCCUGCACCUCCGCCCCCUCAGCCACAAGUGCAACAACCUGCACCGUACAUGCCACCCCCGGUGGCAAUGCAGCAGCCUCCUCCGAUGUACCCUCAAGCGAUUCCACCUCCGUCUCAAACGCCCGUGCACCAUCCGACACCCCCUAUCCCGAACAUGUAUGCGCAGCCGCCACCGCAAAUGCAACCUCCGCCAUACUACCGCCCCCCACCUCCUGCUGCGCCUCCAUCAAUCCCCCAGCAGUACCAGCAGCAGCCGGGGCCCCCGCAGAUGCCUGGCCAGCACCCAAUGCAAAUGCCUCCCCCAUCCGCAUUGCAUGCGCCUCCACAGGUGCCUCUCGCUCAACAGACAGCAGCUGUCCCCGAGUUCGACCAAACUCAAAGGGAUAUGUUGAUGCAAGUGCUGCGCUUGACGGCCGAUCAGCUCAACACGUUGCCGCCAACAGAGCGUGAGCAGAUCAUGCAGCUGCGGAGACAGUUCGGUGUUGGAGCGUAAACUUUACUCAGAUACAGUGGUAGCAAAGUCCUUGUACGUUCUUCAUUACCGCCUGGCGAUUCGUUUGCAUCUCGACGUUUCUGUCACUAUGUCUCAGCCCACACGUCGUUGUAUACGUACACACCUCCCGUCAGCUGCGAAUGACAGCGGUGCCUAUGGGCGGGCCGGUGUUGGUUGUCGGUGCAUUCCACGGCAUUCCACGUCGACGCAUGCCGUGCGGCACGCCGAUACCGCGCUGAGCAUCUACGUCGUUUCGUCUAGUCUCUUCUAUGAAUUAUGUAUUUG
Molecule: messenger RNA, 1716 nt
Organism: Trametes versicolor FP-101664 SS1
Lineage: Eukaryota; Fungi; Basidiomycota; Agaricomycetes; Polyporales; Polyporaceae
Exons: 9
Coding region: 253-1431 (392 amino acids)
Biological process (GO): mRNA 3'-end processing
Cellular component (GO): mRNA cleavage and polyadenylation specificity factor complex
Molecular function (GO): mRNA binding
Source: RefSeq, a predicted model, not a curated record